AGUGUAACGCAUUUAAAAUUGUAAGCUACUAGCCUCUGGUUUCGUUUGUCAAGUCGUGUUAUUCGCACACUUGUGUUAUUGUUAGUUGUUGUGGAUUGCUAUAUUUACUUAAUUUAAGUGAAUUGUAAGUGCUUUCGGAGUCAUGGGUACAUUUUCGUCUUGUUUUUCCUUCAGAUUUCACAAAAGUGCUAUUCACAUAUCCCCUAGCACACAGCUUACCUUCAGGAUAGUCGCAAACCUACCUAAAACUAAGAGUUAAACAGAAUUCUUUGUUCUGCAUUUUAUCUUGUUAAAUCAUGGCUGACGAUGCUGCCAGAAAGCUGCAGUUCGAGUACAAAAUCAACUCCAACCUUGUACUCUCAACAGAUCGGUCACUCAUCGACAGACGUCCAAGGGAUGAAUCCACCGGAGAGGUAUUAAGUUUAGCUGGGAAAAUUCGUGCUCAAGAAAUGGGACACAAAUCUCAAAGAACAAAACCACCUAUGUUGCAUGAGAAACGAGCGAAGUAAGUUAUUUAAUCCCAUCUUAUAGCUUAAGACGUCAAAAACGUGACGAGUCCCAACAGGACGCUUUGAAAUUGAAAGGAGCUAGCCUACUAAACGAUGAUUUCAACGAUAUAGCUGGAAUCAUGUACCACCCUAAGACACCAGACACUCGGAAAACCUAUGAAUACAUUCUUCACUGUAUUCAAGAGGCUUUAGGUGACCAGUCACGUGAAAUCCUAUGCGGAGCAGCCGAUGAAGUUAUAGCCACUUCUAAGAAUGUUCAUUUAAAAGACAAAGAGAAAAGGAAGGAAACGGAGUCCUUGUUAGGUCCUCUCGUUGAUGAGAGAUAUAACAUUAUUGUCAACCUUUGCAAGAAAAUCACAGACUGGAAAGAAGAAGAACCUGCGUCUACCGCGGUCUCUAACUCCAAUGACAGUAUUGAUCAAACGUAUGGCGUAAAUGUUCAGUUUGAAGAAUCAGACCAAGAGGUAUGUUAGUUCAUGUGUUUUUUCUAGCUAGGUCGUUGAAAUAAACAGUAAUUUCAUUUUUUAAUUUAAACAAUUGAUCAUUAUUAAUCACGCUACACUAUCCACAGAAAUAUGGUCAAGUUCGUGUUUUAUUUUCAGUCAGUGCUCUACCGAUGCCAGAAAGGCCACGAAAAGUUAGUCACGUUUUCACAAGGAGUAUAUUGCAUUGGCUCCAAACUGGCUAAACGAAAUCAAACGAUCGUGCUAAAAUCCUGUUCGAGCGUUUCAGGAUAAGCACACAUAGACGGAAUGAGGUUCUAAUAUUUUAGCUCGUAACGUCUGUUCGAACAUCGGAAGCUUCAACAUGUACUUUGAGGUGAGGUUUUAAGAGACAUGGGGUAGCAUCUUCCUGACUCUAAUCAUACGGGAAUAAAAACAAUAUUCCCAAACUUUUCUAUAUGGAGCUCUGAUUUCGUGGUUAAGGCACUCGAUCUUUAGUCAACAAAUUGUUGGUUCCUCUUAAUGCGGUUUGAGUAGUUAAUUAAUAUUAUUAGUAUUCUCUAGCUCAAAUCCUACUACAUAAACAUGUACUUAGUAAGCAUCAACUGGUCCGAAUAGUUAUAAAGUGAACUUUUGGAAAAUUCCUUUUAAAGACUUCAGUAACCAAACAGUAUAUUUAAAGAAUCUAAGCAGUGUAGUUUGUUGAUAGUCUUAAACAGUGCGGUUCAAAUGUUUCGCUUGGGAAAUAUAAUUUAAAAUACUAGGACACACUUUUGCUUACACUUUGUCUGACAAAAAAUUAAUUAAGGAGACUCAUGCACUUGAUUUUCAACAAUGCUUAGUAUAGGGUCUAGUAUUACUGUUUAGCUACUUAAACUGAAGCCGGUGCAGCAAUGUUUAGAUCUGUGAUCCAGAAUCCAUCAUUCACCGCGGUGAAAAAACCGCGCUUGCAACCACUCCCUUUGUAGUAUGAAACAGUUGUCCCGUUUGAUUAUUAGAUGAAUAAACCCUUACAUUCACGUUGAAAGAUUGGUUUACAGUCUUCAAGCGGUGGUAAUUGUUCAGCUUUCGGCCACUAAGUCCCAAGUUCGAGACCCUCUCCGUCUACUUCAGUGUGGACAAUUGGUUGGUACCAUUAGUCUCAUACCCAAGUUCCUAGUUUGCGAGUAGAUUUAGAACUCAUAACCCGGGCAAAAUAUGCAAGUAUAGAUCAAUGGAUGGGUGUGCUGUAUAUCAAUAGUUUCUAAACUAUGGUUACUUAAGGUAUGCGGCGUAAAAAGAUCCUGAAUUCAUGAGUCAGUAACUUCAAACUUCUUGUCUUACAUGUUACUGACAUUUCUUUAAAAAAAACUCUGAACAACUCAGGCAUCAAGACAUCAAAUAGUGAUGAGAAACACUACUUCGGACCAUAAACUGUAUUUCCGAUAUAUCUGUUUUUUGUGUAGGAUGAGGAAGAUGCAUUUGGGGAGGUCAAAGAAGAGGAUGAUGAAGAUGAACCAGAUGGGGAGGAGGCCGUUGUAGAGAUGACUUUACAGUCUCGUAAAAAUGAGUCAGUUAUUACCGCUCACCAAAAUGCUGAAAAUUUACAUCCUCGGGAUAUUGAUGCAUUUUGGUUGCAACGUAACCUUGCCAAGCAUUGUAAAGUUGGUUUUGCUUUAUAAUUCUAUAUUUAACCGUUUUUGAUUUAUUUAAUACGCAAACGUUUAUGUGUUUGUAUCUCCAUUUACAUAAGUUAGUUCUUUUCUUAGAGGCAUUCGUUUCUAACUACUUAUCAAGUCAGACACUUUUCCUUUGAAUUUUCACCAUUAUCUACUCGUACCUAGGUCAGUACACAGGCAUAAAUACCUCAGGAUUUAGUACGAAUGAUUGUAGAUCCAAAUUUUCACAUUUUAAACCAAUGUUAGCAUAAGGGUUAUCUCACUUGAGUUUUAACCAUUGAAUUACAAUUUUGAGCUACUGAAUAGUAUUGUUAACCAUGACUCAGUACUACUCAAAUCAGGAUACACAAACCUUCAUUUUAUGUUGUGACUACAUUGUAAUUAAGUAAGCUUAGCGAUAGUAAUUCCAGAAAGCGGAAAAAAUGUCAACUUUAAGCAUCUUUAAAAUCUCAACUCAAAUCACGUACUUAGUAUAACGUCUAUUCUGACCGACUCACUGUUACCUGAAAUUUUCAUUCGUUUACUACCAUCUCAAUAACUCCAACCAUAAAGUUUACGACAAUUAGCGCGACUUAAACACAUUACAUGUGUUUUAAUUAUAACCGUUUCCAUUCCUAAUUAUUACGUAAUCACUGUUACCUUUAGUUAGAAUACUGGAUAGUAUUGCUAGUGUUCACUUGGUUUAUGGAAACAAGUCGUGUAGUACAAGCAGCUUAUCACCUUACCUAUCAAGCUGUUGAUACGGGUUCUGACAGUCGAUUUUGUUUCAAUGCACAGUUCUGAAACAUUCAUUAAAGUUAGGCUGCACAAGACCACAGAUACCUCAUCAAAAGUGUUUUCAAAACACUUCAUUCCUCCUAUUUUAGAGUUUCAUGAAACAAUUUCAGGGUGAUUCUAUCGCUAUAUGCUAACAGUUCAUGGAAAGCAAAAAAACCGCUAACCUUGGUGCAAACUGACGUCUGCUCAAUCCAUUUACUUGUGUGUAUCUCAUUACUCUAGUCUUAUCUUUCGACUGUUCCCUUGCAGUUGCUUAUCAUUGUUUUAUAGUUGAUUUUUCUCACUGUUAUGGCUUACCUGUUUUGUUAGUUACUUUCAUGCACAUUAAUUGAUGGAAUCGGGUGUUAAAGAUCAAUAAAUUAUUCUAAGCGGAUUUAUUUAAUUAUUUGUUGAAGUUAUCUCUCCUUGCUGCUUUUAAUCUCAUUGUAGGAUCCGAUACUUGCUCAGGCGAAAGCUCGCGAAUGUCUGGAAAUUCUCCAGUCAGCUUCUGAUGAUAGGGAUCUAGAAAACCGUUUAGUUCGUGCUCUCGGUUAUGAGCAGUUCGACUUUGUCAAAAUUUUACGCAAACAUAGACUUAUGGUUUUGCACUGUAUUUUAUUGGCACAAGCACAAACAGUUCAGGAACGUAGUCAAAUGGAGGCAAAAAUGCGUAGCGAUCCUACAUUAGCCAAAGUAUUGCAUGAAUUAAGAGAAACAGAAAAUUCUGCAGAUUUAGUCGCUGAAGAACGUCAAAGAAAAAAUGUUCAGCGUGUCGUCCGUGUUCAGGCUGAUAUGGAGCAUGAAAAUAUGAACGAUGAAGGUUUUCACUUGUCUGAAGACGGUGCUAUCGGUGUUGCAAAUAUCGUUGACUUAGAGGGUCUAGCUUUUUCGCAAGGAGGACAUUUAAUGGCAAACAAGAGAUGUCAGUUACCCGAUGGUUCAUUUCGAAAGCAGAAAAAGGGUUACGAAGAAGUACAUGUACCACCUUUACGCCAAAAACCAUUAGAACCAGGCGAAACUCUAAUAAAAAUUGAAAAACUACCUGCGUAUGCACAAGCUGCCUUUGAAGGUUGCAAAACUCUCAACUUAAUUCAAAGUCGAUUAUACCAUGCUGCUAUGGAAACGGAUGAAAAUUUGCUGCUAUGUGCCCCUACUGGUGCCGGUAAAACAAAUGUAGCUUUAUUGUGUAUUAUGCAUGAACUUGGCAAAUUUAUUAAUCCUGAUGGUACCAUAAAUAAAGAUGAAUUCAAACUUAUUUACAUUGCACCUAUGCGAUCUUUGGUACAAGAAGUUGUUGGUAAUUUUAAUAAGUUGUUAAGCAGUUAUGGUAUUAAGGUUGAUGAACUUACUGGUGAUCACCAACUUAGUCGUGAACAAAUUUAUGAAACACAAGUUAUUGUAUGCACACCAGAAAAAUGGGAUGUAAUCACACGUCGUGGUGGGGAUGAGCGAGCUUACAUACAGUUGGUUAGAUUAAUCAUUUUUGACGAAAUUCAUCUACUACACGAUGAUCGUGGUCCAAUACUGGAAGCUAUUGUUGCACGAACUUUACGUGCUGUAGAGAACACAUCCGGUCUAGCCGUUUCUAAUGAUAUUGGCGGUGGAGGUGGUGUUCGUCUUGUCGGUUUGAGUGCUACGCUACCAAAUUAUGAAGAUGUAGCGACGUUUCUACGAGUUGAUUGUUCGAAAGGAUUAUUUCAUUUUGAUAACAGUUAUCGUCCUGUACCAUUAGAGCAACAAUAUAUUGGAAUUACUGAGAAAAAAGCUGUAAAACGUUAUCAAAUAAUGAAUGAUAUUGUUUAUGAUAAAGUAAUGGAACAUGCUGGACGUAAUCAAAUUUUAAUAUUUGUUCAUAGUCGUAAAGAAACUGGAAAAACAGCACGUACAUUAAGAGAUUCAUGUUUAGAAAAAGAUACUUUAGGUAUAUUUAUGAAAGAGAAAAAUGCAUCGGCUGUUGUUCUACGUCAAGAAGCCGAACAAGUCAAAAAUCCUGAACUUAAAGAUUUACUUCCUUACGGAUUUGGUAUACAUCAUGCUGGUAUGAGCCGUGUUGAUCGUACUUUAGUUGAAGAUUUAUUCGCUGAUCGACAUAUUCAAGUUUUAGUCUCUACUGCUACAUUAGCUUGGGGUGUUAAUCUACCAGCUCAUACGGUGUUGAUUAAAGGAACUCAGAUUUAUAGUCCAGAAAAAGGACGUUGGACGGAAUUAGGUGCUUUGGAUGUUAUGCAAAUGCUUGGUCGUGCUGGUCGCCCUCAAUAUGAUACGAAAGGUGAAGGUAUACUGAUUACAAAUCAUACAGAGUUACAAUACUAUUUAAGUUUAAUGAAUCAACAACUUCCAAUUGAAAGUCAGCUGGUCUCACGUUUGGCUGAUUUACUUAAUGCAGAAAUAGUUUUAGGUACUGUAACAACUAUUCGUGAAGCCGUAACUUGGUUGGGCUACACUUAUCUAUACAUUCGUAUGCUUCGAAACCCCACGUUAUAUGGUGUACCACAAGGUAGUGAAAAGGAUGACCCUUGGCUUGAACAAUAUCGUCGAGAUUUAGUGCAUACAGCAGCAAUAGAAUUAGAACGUUCACAGUUAAUUCGUUAUGAUAGACGUUCAGGAUGUUUGCAGUCAACUGAACUUGGUCGAAUCGCAUCACAUUACUACUUAACUCAUACAACUGUACUUUCAUACAAUAAAUUGCUUCGUCCGGGUUUGGGUGAAAUAGAAUUAUUCCGUGUGUUUGCUGCCAGUUCUGAAUUCAAACAUAUGACUGUUCGACAGGAAGAACGAUUUGAAUUAGCCAAACUUCUUGAACGUGUUCCGAUUCCAAUCAAAGAAUCUCCUGAAGAACCUUCAGCUAAAAUCAACUGUUUAUUACAAGCAUAUAUUUCUGGAUUGAAAUUAGAAGGAUUCUCUUUAAUGUCUGACAUGGUUUAUAUUACUCAGUCAGCUGGUCGACUUGUACGAGCAAUCUUUGAAAUUGUUCUUCAUCGAGGUUGGGCUGAAUUAGCAGAUAAUGCACUCACAUUGGCUAAAAUGAUUGAACGUCGUAUGUGGGAAUCAAUGUGUCCUUUGCGUCAGUUUAAAAAGUUACCAGAUGAAGUUAUUCGUAAAUUAGAGAAGAAAUCAAUACCAUUUGAUCGUUUAUAUGAUAUGAAUCAUCAUGAAUUAGGUGAGUUGGUACGGUUACCUAAAUUAGGUAGACCUCUACAUAAAUACCUACAUCAAUUACCUCGUCUAGAAAUGAGUGUACAUGUUCAACCAAUUACAAGAUCAGCUUUACGUGUUGAGCUAACUUUAACACCUGAUUUUAUUUGGGAUGAAAAAGUACACUCAACAAAUCAAGCGUUUUGGAUAUUUGUUGAAGAUGUUGAUGGAAACAGUGUAUUACAUCAUGAAUUCUUUGUAUUAAAACAACGUUAUGGAACAGAAGAGCAUGUUUUACGAUUUGUUUUACCAAUAUUCGAUCCAUUGCCACCACAUUAUUAUAUAACCGCUGUAUCUGAUCGUUGGAUUGGUGGUGAGGUAACUUUACCAGUAUCAUUUAGACAUUUAAUAUUACCAGAAAAAACAAUACCACCUACUGAAUUAUUGGAUCUACAACCACUUCCAGUGACCGCAUUAAGAAACAAAGAUUUUGAAGCAUUAUACACAGAUCGUGUCAAAGUAUUCAAUCCUAUACAAACACAGGUUUUCAAUUCCCUAUAUAAUUCAGAUGAGAAUGUCUUAAUAGCAGCUCCAACUGGAAGCGGCAAGACAGUUUGUGCUGAAUUAGCAAUAUUUCGUUUAAUAACUACACAUAAUAGUAGUUCAACGAAUCCGUCAGAUUCUUCAGGUACAACUGCCAAUUUUCGGUGUAUUUACGUUUUACCACCACAUGAAGAACAAGUGGAACAGCGUUAUAUUGAUUGGGCAAGUCGAUUUGGUGAGAAGUUGGGUAAACGUGUCGUUCGAUUAACUGGAGAAACCUCUGUGGACUUAAAAUUAUUAGCUCGUGGGAAUAUCAUAGUAACUACACCAGAACACUGGGAUGUGCUAUCCAGAAGAUGGAAACAACGUAAAAAUGUACAAAAUGUCAAUUUAUUUAUUGCAGACAAUUUACAUUUAGUUGGUUCUGAAGGCGGCUCAGUGUUAGAAGUGGUGUGUUCAAGAAUGCGUUACAUCAGUAGUCAAGUGGAUAAUCCAAUUCGUAUAAUUGGCUUGUCUCAUAGUCUUACCAAUGGUCGUGAUAUUGCUAGUUGGCUUGGUUGUACUUCUGGAGCAACUUACAAUUUCCCACCUGCUACUAGACCUAUUCCUUUAGAAUUGACUAUUAUGCCGUUCAAUAUUCCACACCAGGCGUCUCGUUUGUUAGCGAUGACUAAACCUGUUUAUCAACUAAUAACACGACUAGCAUUUACCCCAAGUCCUGCGGGUAGCUCACAGCAUUCCCAGCGUAAACCAACUUUAGUUUAUGUGCCUACCAGACGUCAAACACAAAGAGCUGCUCUCGAUUUGAUAACCAUGUUCGCUGUCAGCAAUGCAACAUCUAAAUUUCAAACUAUCUCAAGUCACUUGGAAGAAGCUUUGUCUCGUGCCGCUGAUCAGUUAGCAGAUAGAGCAUUAGCUGAAGUUAUUCGUCAUGGUGGCGGUGUAGCUUAUUUACAUGAAGCUAUCUCAAAACCAGAUCGUCGAUUAAUUGAAGUGUUAUUCGCUGCCGGUGCAUUACAUACCUUGGUUGUAUCACGUGCGCUUGUUUGGGCUGCAGCCUCACCAAAUCCAUUGACAGCUUAUCUUGUAAUUGUAAUGGAUACACAAGAUUAUAAUGGAAAGAUUCAUGCUUAUGAAGAUUAUCCAAUAGUUGAUUUGAUUGAGAUGUUAGGACAUGCUAAUCGUCCGAAUAUCGAUAGUGAAGCUAAAGCUGUUGUAUUAUGUCAAACUGGAAAGAAAGAAUUCUUGAAAAAAUUCCUUCAUGAUCCAUUACCAGUGGAAUCACAUCUAGAUCAUGCUCUACAUGAUCAUUUCAACGCUGAAAUAGUCACCAAAACUAUUGAAAAUAAACAAGAUGCUGUGGACUAUUUAACAUGGACCUUCCUCUAUCAACGUAUGACACAAAAUCCAAAUUACUAUAAUUUGCAGGGUGUGACACAUCGACAUUUAAGUGAUCACCUAAGUGAAUUAGUCGAGACCACAUUGAAUGAUCUGGAGACAUCCAAAUGUAUUUCUAUAGAAGAUGGUAUUGAUUUGGCUCCAUUAAAUCUGGGCAUGAUAUCGGCGUAUUAUUAUAUUCAGUACAACACAAUAGAAUUAUUCAGUUUAUCAUUAACAGCUAAAAUGAAAAUUCGUGGUUUAUUAGAUGUGAUUAGUAAUGCAGCUGAAUUUGAUAUAUUAUUACCUGUACGACAUCAUGAAGAUAUUCUAUUACGUCAAUUAAGUGUAAAAGUACCACAGAAAUUAGCACCAAAAGCUAAAUUUUCUAGUCCACAUGUUAAAGCAAAUUUAUUAUUACAAGCACAUUUAUCACGUUUACAAUUACCAAAUGAAAUGCAAACAGAUACUGAUCGUUUAUUAAGUUGUACUAUACGUUUAAUUCAAGCUUGCGUAGAUGUUUUAUCCAGUAAUAGUUGGUUAGGUCCUGCUUUAGCAGCUAUGGAACUAUCACAAAUGUGUACACAAGCUAUAUGGCAUAAAGAUUCUUAUUUACGUCAAAUACCACAUUUUACAGCUGAACGUAUUAAUCAAUGUAAAGAAAACAAAGUUGAAACUGUAUUUGAUUUAAUUGAAUUAGAAGAUGAAGAACGUAAUCAAUUACUAGAUGGAUUAACGCAAGUUCAAAUGGCUGAUGUAGCUAGAUUUUGUAAUCGUUAUCCAAAUAUUGAAAUUACUUAUGAAAUUACCACAAAUAAUGGAAAUAAUGCAUUAAAAACACCUAUACGAACUGGUGAAACAUUAACUGUACAAGUAUCGUUAGAACGUGAAGAAGAUAAUGUGGGUCCAGUUAUAGCACCGUUUUUCUCUCAGCCUCGUGAAGAAGGUUGGUGGUUGGUAGUUGGAGAAGUAAAAACAAAUUCAUUAGUUGCAAUCAAGCGCCUAUUUGUUUCACAAUCAAUGAAAGUUCGCUUAGAUUUGAGUGCACCAAACCAUUCAGGUCGUCAUGAAUUCACUUUGUUUUUUAUGUCAGAUGCGUAUAUGGGUUGUGAUCAAGAGUAUAAAUUUCAAAUUGAAGUACGUGAAGGAGGAGGAGGUGGUGGAGGGACAGGUGGACGAAGCCAUAAUGACUAACGAAAGCUAACAUAACUGUUAAUUAUUUUGUUCAUACAUAUAUAAACCCUUGUACACAACCACUUACCGUUUUCUUUUAUACACGUCUUUUGUAGU
Messenger RNA from Schistosoma curassoni, 9711 nucleotides. The record is from the annotation of a GenBank genome assembly. NCBI's taxonomy places the organism in Eukaryota, Metazoa, Platyhelminthes, Trematoda, Strigeidida, Schistosomatidae.